Molecule: messenger RNA, 1370 nt
Organism: Pleuronectes platessa (European plaice)
Lineage: Eukaryota; Metazoa; Chordata; Actinopteri; Pleuronectiformes; Pleuronectidae
Gene: tmem88a
Product: transmembrane protein 88 a
Exons: 4
Coding region: 444-1040 (198 amino acids)
Cellular component (GO): plasma membrane
Molecular function (GO): PDZ domain binding
Source: RefSeq, a predicted model, not a curated record
CUCCCCCUGGUUCCAGGGGGUUAUCACACAAACCCCUCCACCGCUCCCCUGCCCACCAGAAACAGCAGUCUGUAACACAGCCCAGCCUGCUCUCUGUGCAUUCACGUUCAAGGCAACACAGGAUACACACUCACACACACACUCGCUCACUUAAUCAUAUCUCAAACUGGAGUCGGAGUGAGGAAGCAGAAUGUCAGGAAAGGAAGCGCUGAAGCCAGUGGGAAAGCAGAGUUUGCCUCAGGUCUGUGGAGUUCCUUUCUGAAGAGUGGAAGCUUAACUUUACAACAGCGGGCGUGUACCUGAAGAUUUUUUUUUCUGGUUUGCCUUUUUGCAAAUUGACCAGAAAACUCAAAAGGUCUCUGAGUCCCAUCAUCUGCUGCCGUCAUUGAACUGCAGGAGGACACAUCAUCAGGUUUAUACCACACAUUCAGACCACUAAGAAGAUGAGUCUGUCUCUGAACGGGACGCUGGAGAAGACGAUGUCCGAGACGGCCCCCUCUGAGCCACGCUCCCCCUCCAGAGUGGGGUCAGGGGUCGUGGUGCCGCCUCCGUACUCGCUGGGCGGCAGCGAGGUUGCUGAUUCCCCCCUGGAGCUGAGGGGCUCUCUGGACUGCUGGGCCUGCUCUGUGCUGGUCACUGCCCAGAAUCUCAUCAUCGCCCUGAUCAACGGCGUGCUGGCCUCCAUCGUGUUCGGCACCAUCCUCACCCCUGCUCUGACUAUGGUCAUAUUCGGCUUCCUCUGCCACUCCACGGUGCAGCCCCAUGGAACAUCUCUGUACUGCUCAGACGUGCUGGAUGACGGCGGCUGCGUGGCCCUGCUGGUUGUGGGUUUCCUGCUGCUCACCCCUCUGCUGGUCCUGGCCCUGGCGGCCUACUGUCGCCUGGCCCGACACCUCCAGCUGGGCAUGUGCUUCAUCCCCUACAGCCGUGCCGUCUACAAGAACCUGCCCGUCCAUCGCCACCGGAAGUCUGACGGGGGAGGCUGCUGUGGUCAGCAGGGGGCUUCAGACAGGGAGGGAAAGGGCAGCAUAUGGGUGUAGGGGAGGAGGGGAGAAGAAAGGGGAGGAGCGGAGAGGAGGAAUGUCUAAAUGAUUGUAAGAUGUAUCCAUUGAGUCAUUUUGUUUGAGUUUAGCUUUUUUUUUCGAAUGCAAAUUGCCACUGUACCUCUAUACAGCCAUUGUAAAAAUCCAUAAUCAUUUAAAGUGAUUGUUUGGAAUUCGAUAUUGCCUUUGUAUACUUUUCCACAUGUAUUUUUUAUACUUUUUAAAACAGUGUUGGUUGACCUGCGAGCUGAAUUUUGUGUUUUUCCUUCAAAAUACAUCAAUAUAAAGUGCACUGAACAGAUUUAAUAAACACAAUAAGUGUGCACA